This is a messenger RNA of Myxocyprinus asiaticus (Chinese sucker), 5337 nucleotides long. Its product is annotated as adhesion G protein-coupled receptor L2-like. The record is from RefSeq and is a predicted model, not a curated record. The transcript is spliced from 21 exons. Gene Ontology annotation, molecular function: G protein-coupled receptor activity; carbohydrate binding. Gene Ontology annotation, cellular component: membrane; neuron projection. NCBI's taxonomy places the organism in Eukaryota, Metazoa, Chordata, Actinopteri, Cypriniformes, Catostomidae. Gene Ontology annotation, biological process: cell surface receptor signaling pathway; brain development; adenylate cyclase-activating G protein-coupled receptor signaling pathway. The coding region runs from base 603 to 5084 and encodes 1493 amino acids.
GCAGCCGGUUCGACGCGUUUUCCUUCUUUCAGCUCCUGAAUCGAGAUUCACUUUGCGCAGUACGAAGCGAGUGGGAUUUCCCUAAGUUCAAAAAACACUCUCCAGACUGUAAGUGCGGCGAGUCCCGACGGCUUUUAGAGUUCAUCAAAACUGCUCCGGCCAGCGCGAUGACGAGAGGACGCGCGGGGUUGAUUUAGACGCGAAUGCAUUGCGCUCUCACCCCAAAAAAACCGGGACUUGGACGCCUUCGGCUCCUGAAACGACGAAAUGUUCAAUUGAAAUGUGAACUAGUUUACUCAUUUUCUCAGCAUGCCUUACUCGUAGGCCUAAUGGAGUUAUCUGGAUUGCACGGAUCUUUUAGGAACGCUUCUACCUGAGCGAACGCAUUGGACGCGCGCUGCUUUUAGGGGUGACUUAGAAAUCCUCUCAUUUUAUACUGCGCCAAAACACUAUUUGCUGGGACAAUUUCCCAAUCUAUGGAAGAUGAUUGGUGAACCUCAGAGAACAACAGAUCGCUGACAUCAACGUGGUCUGCAUACUGUUUUUCAUUCUCCUUUACAAUCGAAACUAUUGUUCACCAUCUAGAGUCUUCAAUACCCAAAAUGGCUGCUUCAUUGUGGAAAUGUGCCCUCCUGUAUGGACUUUUGUUAACUGUGAUAUUUCUACAGUGUUCACAAGCUUUCAGUCGGGCAGCUCUACCGUUUGGUCUGGUGCGGCGAGAGCUGUCAUGUGAGGGUUACCCCAUCGACCUCCGCUGCCCAGGGAGUGAUGUCAUCAUGAUAGAAACUGCCAAUUACGGCCGCACAGACGACAAGAUUUGUGACGCUGACCCGUUCCAGAUGGAAAACAUUAACUGCUACCUCCCAGAUGCCUAUAAAAUCAUAUCUCAAAGGUGUAACAAUCGGACGCAGUGUGUUGUCAUCACAGGGUCAGAUGUUUUUCCGGAUCCAUGUCCAGGGACGUACAAGUAUCUAGAGGUCCAAUACGAAUGUGUUCCUUAUAUUUUCAUUUGCCCUGGAUCUCUGAAAGCAAUGGGUGAUCCGGUCUUUGUCUUUGAGGCCGAACAGCAGUCUGGAGCUUGGUGCAAAGACCCCCUGCAGGCCGGGGACAAGAUCUACUUUAUGCCAUGGACUCCAUACCGCACAGACACUCUAAUAGAGUACGCCUCGCUGGAAGAUUUGAGGAGUGGUCGACAGACGACUACUUACAAGCUUCCGCACCGUGUGGAUGGAACUGGAUUUGUGGCCUACGAUGGGGCCAUUUUCUUCAACAAGGAGCGUACACGAAAUAUCGUCAAGUUCGACUUGAGGACUCGCAUAAAGAGCGGAGAGGCCAUUGUCGCCAACGCCAACUACCACGACACCUCACCAUAUCGUUGGGGAGGCAAGACGGACAUUGACUUGGCGGUAGAUGAGCGUGGAUUGUGGGUCAUCUACGCCACUGAGCAGAACAACGGACGUAUCGUUCUCAGCCAACUCAAUCCCUACACUCUUCGCUUUGAGGCAACGUGGGAGACGGCCUACGAUAAACGCUCGGCCUCCAAUGCCUUCAUGUUGUGUGGGGUACUACACGUGGUGCGCUCCACCUAUGAGGAGAAUGAAAGCGAAGCCAGUAAGAGCCAGAUAGACUAUGUGUACAACACCAAGCUGGGGCAAGGGGAGUAUACCAACAUCCUCUUUCCCAACCAGUAUCAGUACAUCGCUGCUGUGGAUUACAACCCAAGGGAUAACCAGCUUUACGUGUGGAAUAAUUUUUACAUUCUGCGAUAUAAUCUCGAGUUCGGGCCGCCCGAUCCAGCUGAAGUGUCGACUAUCUCGGAUGAUGUCACGUCAACGGUGCAAAUGAGAAGAACAACACCUCCUGUCAUGACCACCACUACCACCACUGUCCACAGACCCCCGAUGAACAUACCCACCACGUCAAACCCCAAGCAGGGCAGAGGAGCCUCAGACACAGCAGUGGAUCACCCCGAGACUGCAGAGCCCACCGCUGUCAGCCUCCAACCCUCCAGCAAACUCUUCUGUGACACCACGGACCGGAGAGGAAUAUCCUGGCCACAAACUCACAGAGGAGCAACGGUGGAGCGACCAUGUCCCAAAGGAACUCGAGGCAUCGCUUCAUUUCUCUGCACGUCUGUUGAGGGGAUCUGGAAUCCGAAGGGUCCUGAUCUCAGUAAUUGCACUUCUCACUGGGUGACACAGGUGGCGCAGAAGAUCAGGAGUGGAGAAAACGCUGCAAAUCUGGCUAAUGAGCUGGCGCGUCACACUCAGGGCCCCGUAUAUGCGGGGGACGUGAGUUCAUCUGUUCGACUAAUGGAGCAGCUGGUGGAUAUACUUGAUGCACAACUGCAAGAGCUAAAACCUAGCGAGAAAGAUUCAGCAGGACGCAGCUUUAACAAGGCCAUUGUGGACACAGUUGACAACCUCCUGAGGCCAGAAGCUCUUAAAUCCUGGGAGGACAUGAAUUCCACAGAGCAAACACACGCCGCCACCAUGUUACUCGAUACCCUGGAGGAAGGAGCCUUUGUCCUUGCAGACAACCUGAUUGAGCCUGCCGUCGUCAGAGUGCCAGCAGAGAACAUCAUGUUGGAUGUGUACGUGUUGAGCACCGAUGGACAAAUUCAGGACUUUAGAUUUCCACAAACUAGCAAAAGAGGAGCAGCGAUUCAACUGUCAGCAAACACUGUCAAACUAAACAGUAAAAACGGUGUUGCCAAGUUGGUUUUCGUUCUUUAUAAGCACCUGGGGCACUUCCUCAGUACGGAGAACGCCACACUGAGGCUAAUGGGUGAGGGCGGAGUCAGAAACCACACCCUUACUGUCAACUCCCAUAUCCUCUCCGCCUCAAUCAACAAAGAGUCCAGCCGCGUGUUUGUGACGGAGCCCGUCGUGUUCACCCUCGAGCAUCUGGAUACUGAGAAUUACUUCAACCCAAACUGUUCCUUCUGGAACUACUCUGAGAGGAGCAUGGUGGGAUACUGGUCAACACAAGGCUGCAAACUCCUCGCAACGAACAAGACUCACACCACCUGUUCCUGCAGUCAUCUGACCAACUUUGCCAUUCUCAUGGCCCAUCGAGAACAUGCAGGCGAGGGAAGUGUUCAUGAUCUACUGCUGACAGUCAUCACACGCAUGGGCAUCGCUGUUUCGCUUGUAUGCCUCGCCAUUAGCAUCUUCACCUUCUGCUUCUUCCGCGGCCUACAGAGUGACCGCAACACCAUCCACAAGAACCUGUGCAUCAACCUCUUCAUCGCUGAGCUCCUCUUCCUCGUAGGCAUCAACAUGACCGAACCUCCGAUUGUGUGCUCUAUUAUUGCUGGAGUUCUUCAUUUCUUCUUUCUGGCGGCAUUUGCGUGGAUGUGUUUGGAGGGUGUUCAGUUGUUCCUCAUGCUCGUGGAGGUCUUUGAGAGCGAAUUCUCACGACGAAAGUACUACUACGUAUCCGGAUACCUGUUCCCCACUGUGGUGGUCGGGAUUUCGGCAGCCAUCGACUACAAGAGCUACGGGACCAAGAAAGCCUGUUGGCUGAGGGUUGAUAAUCAUUUCAUUUGGAGUUUCAUUGGUCCAGUUACAUUCGUCAUUAUGCUCAACCUCAUCUUUCUGGUGGUGACUAUGUACAAGAUGGUAAAACACUCGACGUCUAUGAAACCUGAUUCCAGCAGACUGGAGAGCAUACGGUCGUGGGUGUUAGGCGCUUUUGCGUUGUUGUGUCUUCUUGGCCUGACCUGGUCGUUUGGCCUGUUUUUCUUGAACGACUCUUCAGUACUGAUGGCGUACCUCUUCACCAUCUUCAACACCUUACAAGGGAUGUUCAUCUUCAUCUUCCACUGUCUCCUUCAGAAGAAGGUGCGCAAAGAGUACAGCAAGUGUUUCCGGCAGUCUCAGUGUUGUGGCGGUCUGCCAUCUGACGGACCCCACAGUGCUAACAAAACCUCAGCGUCUAGAUCUACAGCUCGAUAUUCAUCGGCUACACAGAGUCGUAUCAGGAGGAUGUGGAACGACACGGUGAGGAAACAGUCAGAGUCUUCCUUCAUCUCCGGAGACAUCAAUAGCACUUCCACACUAAAUCAAGGAAUGACCGGCAACUAUCUCCUAACUAACCCUCUCCUCCGGCCUCACGACACUAACAACCCCUAUAACAACCUCCUCGCCGAAACCAUCGUCUGCAACACCCCUUCACCUCCGGCUUUCCACUCCCCAGGCCAGCACUCGCUGACUAACAGCCGUGAUGUCAGCACCAUGGACACACUCCCUCUCAAUGGCAACUUCAACAACAGUUACUCACUGCGUGAGGACGAUUACGAAGACCCUGCAUUGCAUUGCCCGGCUGAGUGCACCAUAGGCCUGGACGAUGCUGCUUUUGAAAAGAUGAUCAUCUCUGAGCUGGUCCACAACAACCUGAGGCCUCGCGGGCCACCACGGAACCAAAGCAGCGAAAAAUGCGAGCAGGGCUCCAAUCGCAACCUGGAAAGAGACCCAGCACCACAGCAGAUCCGUGUUAGUAUCAGCGGGGGUGUUGGGAACAGCAGCGUGAGUGAAGACGAUGCCAUAGUUGCUGAUGCCGACACCUCCGCCUUACCACCGUCCUCUAGCCACACAACGCUGGAACUUCUUCUGCUUAACCCGAACCACCGGGAGGCCCUUGAGGCCCCGCUUUUGCCCCAACGGACUCAUUCCCUCCUUUAUUGUGCUGAAAGGGCUUCUCGGCGGACAGCUAGGCCGCAGGAUGACAGCGGAGAGGUGGAAGAAGAUGAAGAAAGGGCAGGAGAGGAAGAAAACACCCCCUCACCAAAUAACAGGGACUCGUUGUACACGAGCAUGCCCAAUCUCAGAGACUCUUCCCCUUUGCCCUCAGAAUUGCCUGACCCUACCAGCGGCGAAGACGAUGGGUCCCCUUGCCCAUCCAGCCACAGCGAGCCCGAGGAACUCUGUCACAAGAGCUUGCCCGACCUGGGCGAUGGGACCCAACAGCUUUCCUACUAUCAGAUUAGCCGACGGGGCACCAGUGAGGGCUGUAUUGGCCCCGGGCUCCCUGACGGCUGCCUCCCACCCGAAGGCGAGAUGCAGCUAAUCACCAGCCUUUGAGCCACGAAUGUUCCCUUUCACCCAUUUUCUUCGGUUGCUUCUCCCCUCUCUUCAUUCAGCCACAAACUAGGGGAUGAGAGGAACUCGUCAACGGCACAAUGACUAUUUUUAGGACAUGAUUGACAGUCUGUUGAAACUAUUUUGUUGUGCGAGUGCUGAUAGAAGUGUCUGUUUUAAGACUGGCGUCAUCCACAUCUGCCAAAAGCUUUGUACAAUAUACUGUAAAAAAAAAAAAAAAAAAAAAAAAACUAAA